Hydatigera taeniaeformis is the source of this 2328-nucleotide messenger RNA. Lineage: Eukaryota; Metazoa; Platyhelminthes; Cestoda; Cyclophyllidea; Taeniidae. The record is from the annotation of a GenBank genome assembly.
AUGCUACGCACUACUCAUCGAAAUACAAGGGUGAAAGACUUAUUGAGACAAGAUUUUGCCACCAAAAUUUAUGCGAUUUACGCAAAAGUGAUUCUCUCCUUCAUAGACAAUGACAACUGUGUACUUCUCGAGCCGGAAUCAGACAACGAACAUUCAACGUACAUCAAUGCCAGCUGGAUUGAUCAACAAUGUGAGCGCUACUGGCCUGCUUUCAGUUGUACAUUUGGGGCUAUCAAUGUGACAAGUCGGGAUGCCAUCAGUACUGCUCAAUAUACCAUCCGAGAGUUCCGCGUAUGCAAGAAUGAUGCACCAGAAGUAAAGCGGAUAAUUCGCCAAUUCCAGCUGGAUUCUUGGAACAAAAAUGGGUUCCCUCUUAUCGGUGCCGUUAUUGAAUUAACCGCGAAGUUGUAUGCAUGGCGACAGGGCAGGGAGGGACCUAUUGUAGUUCAUUGCUCUGACGGCUCCGGUCGGACAGGCACCUUCAUAUGCAUAAAUGAGUUGCUUGACGUGAUUCGUAGGGACGAGAUCGGUGCUACUGUUCCGUUGGCACAAUACGCGUUAAAAGUGGCUACAUCACGACCUCAGAUGAUUGACAGUGUAGAGCAGUACGCCUUCAUAUACACUGUUCUUUCCGAAUGGGUUCGAUCCGGUGGGGAGACCAGUAUACCCCUUGGAAGUCUCCCGAACGUUCUACAGCAGCUUCGAAAGCCACCCGAAUUCGGCUACGGCAUCGGACAUUGUGCCUCAAAAUAUGAAGCUGAAUUGAUGCUGAUAAAUCGUCUGGUUAAACCUCUGACCGUCGGUGAGUGCGCAGGAGGUCAUCGCAUAGAAAAUCGGCGAAAAAGUCGAAACGUUCUCAUUCAACCCCCUGAACGAGCCCGACCCUACCUCACCACGCAAGACAGUGGAGACGCAAAUGAUUAUAUCAAUGCCGUCUUCGUAGACGGUUAUCGAGCGAAGAAUCAAUACAUCGUUACCCAGUGGCCUCUCGUGUCAACACUCAGUGACUUUUGGUGCCUGGUGGUUGAUUUCCAGGUUUCAGCCAUUGCAUUGCUCAAUUCUUAUGCGUUUGGUGACCAGAAAUAUCCCAUUUUCUGGCCCACAAUAAAGACAGCAAACCAAUCAACUCGAUUCGGUCCCAUUGGAUUGGAGUUGCGCGAAGUUUAUGAGGAAACAGAAGUAGUGCCUAGUGCCUUCCUACUCUCCAUCAAAAAACGCGGCACGUCGGCCUUUAAUCCGUUUAUGCCAAAUCGCAACUAUAAUAUCAGCAGAGAUGUCAUUCUCCUGAAUACAAAGAAGUGGCCGAUGUCUUCAACGGACGCGACAGCCUGUGACAUCAUUGUCCAAAUGGCCUACCUUGCUAGAGAGUGGAACUCCAUUACUGAUGUCAAUAGUCCAAUUUUGGUUGUUAGCAAUGACGGCGUGUCGCGUGUAGGUGUCUUUUGUGCAGUGAGUACCUGUAUGGAGCGAAUCUUGGCUCAAUCCGAGGUGGACGUGUUUCGUGCUGUUGAAGUCGUAAAGCAAAACCGUCCCCAGCUGGUCAACGACUUGGUGGAAUACAGACAGUGCUACAACUGUGCUUUUCGGAUCUCCAUCCUCCUUUCAGGUCGAAUCAAAGAGAACGAACGGGAGAGAAGCAGAGAUCCUAUGGAAAUCUUCGACGAACUUGAUCGCAAACUUGCUGAAGGCGAAUUCCGGCGCGAGCUUAUAGAUACGGCUGACCAGAUCUCCAAGCGUGAAGGCAAACCUGCUUCUAUAGAGGCCUCAUCUCUAUCGAAGAAACCAGUAUUCCCCCCUUAUAAUCGUUUCUCGUCUCUGCCCUCCUCCAGCUCCUCUCCGACUUUGUCUCCUGACCUCCAUUCUAGUGAUUGUCCGAAGCGAAGACUCCCCACAGUCCGCGUUGAUCAUGUUUCUCGACGUCUUCCUCCCAUACGUAAGCCAAGAGAGCAUCAUAUGUUGAUUUAUGGAGGGCAGAAGGCAUCGCGUUCUCAACUUGCCAUCCCCGUUCUUCGUUCGCAUCGGAUUCUUCCCGGUGGGGGUAGUUCAGCACGACGAAAACUACCCGCCCUCGAUUCUAUCAUCGAGAAUCCCUUGGCUCGCAUCAACUGCGCUGUUCCAAUUCCAAAUCGGACCAAAAAGGUACUUCCGAUCAUUGUCAAUAGUUGUCCAAAUGAUGGACACCAUCCAAGUUCUCUUCGGGCGAUUAGGUGCAACGGUAGGAGAGAUGAUGGUGACAAUCUUAUGGCUCCACGGCAUCCUCUAAUUAGAACAGAAACUGAGACCACGUAUUUGACCUCUUCCCUAGGCGAUUCUCACCAAGCUAAUUGA